AUGAGGGUCUGUGCGCGGAAGCAUAACGUGCCAAUUCCAAAUGAUCAACAAUAUGGUUAUGCUUUCGGCUUCGGAUCUCUUAAUGAAACCGAGGAAAUGUGUCGAGAGACUAAUGGUGAUGUCUUUCCUCAUUCCCUAUGCUUUACGCACAGAACGCGGGGCCAUAUUACCGUAUUCCAGUGCAUGCAGAGGGUUUUAGAGCAGAAAUGUCGACACACCGCGGAGGAGAGCUACCUCAAGACAAUUUGGUCUUUUACAAUUGACACUCGACGUUUUGAACAGGCUGCAACCUACUUAUGCAAAGUGCAUAAUCUCCAAAUUACUAAAUGUUGUCCAUUUCCAUAUGCAGUAUUUCGGCGGCACUCGAAUGGGUGUCUCAGGGUGCAGGAGAAGAAAGCGGAGAUCUGCUCUCAACGAGAAAAUUCCACUAUGCGUGAAGUGUUGCAGGCAUUAAGGAGUGAGAAAGCCAAAUCCUACCCAACAUUAGAAAUCUAUCUCGAACGAUUAAAAUCCAUUCUUGAAAACUAUGAUUGCAAGUAA
Rodentolepis nana is the source of this 540-nucleotide messenger RNA. The record is from the annotation of a GenBank genome assembly. NCBI's taxonomy places the organism in Eukaryota, Metazoa, Platyhelminthes, Cestoda, Cyclophyllidea, Hymenolepididae.